Messenger RNA from Orussus abietinus, 1808 nucleotides. Its product is annotated as fatty acyl-CoA reductase wat. Lineage: Eukaryota; Metazoa; Arthropoda; Insecta; Hymenoptera; Orussidae. The transcript is spliced from 5 exons. The coding region runs from base 149 to 1705 and encodes 518 amino acids. Gene Ontology annotation, biological process: long-chain fatty-acyl-CoA metabolic process. Gene Ontology annotation, molecular function: alcohol-forming very long-chain fatty acyl-CoA reductase (NADP+) activity. The record is from RefSeq and is a predicted model, not a curated record. Gene Ontology annotation, cellular component: peroxisome.
CCGAGUCAUCCAGCUUAAUUUUCGUUUCGAAGUCGUAAGCAUCGCGUGUGUCGCACUUCUGUAAUUAUUACUGACUAUAAUUUAGCUAUUAUUUUCACAAAACUCGAGAUUUGGAUCAAAGACAAACUGUCAAAUCGAACAACGUACAAUGGAUCGCAUUUACCAACAAAUGUACGAUGACACCGAGAUAAUUAGUGAAAAAUCUCAGGAAGGGAGCGAAAUCAAGAAACUUUUCUCAGGGCAGACGGUUUUCCUAACCGGGUGCACCGGAUUCAUUGGGAAAUGUCUAACGGAGAAACUCCUCAGAGAGACCGAAUUGAAGAAACUUUUCGUUUUGAUCAGGCCUAAAGAGGAACUCUCCGUAGAACAGAGGCUGGACAAGUUCUUUCAGGAUGAGGUCUUCGAGCCUCUGAGGAAGAUGGUGCCAGACUUCGCGAGGAAAGUCGAACCCAUUAUGGGCGAUCUUGCGAAGAAAGACAUAGGAUUAUCCGAGAAAGAUCGAAAGAAAUUAACGGAGGAGACCACGAUCAUCAUUCACAAUGGCAGUACUACUAAGUUCUACGAGAGGAUAAGCAACGUCUUGAAAAUCAACGUAUUGGGCACUCAACAUUUAUUGGACCUUGCUAUCGAGUGCAAGACUCUGAAAGCGUUUACCUACAUCUCCUCCGCGUUUUCGAAUUCUAAUCACGACGUAGAGGAACGAUUUUAUGAUCCUCCAGUCGAUUUACGCAUUAUUCCUGAUCUCAUAGCUUCGGACGAAUCCCUCCCCGGAGGACUGACCGAAGAAACGGUUAAUCAGAUCAUAGGAGGAUCUUUUAACACGUAUACGUUUUCGAAAGCUCUGGCGGAGAAUAUAGUGAAAGAGUACAGUCGUAAAGUUGCAUUUCCUUGCGCAGUGCAUCGUCCUGGUCUCGUGAUCUCAGCGUACAGGGAACCCAUCAAAGGCUGGGUCGAUGAUUCCAAUGGACCUGUAACGGGGUUCGUAGCUGCUUCUCUUGGACUAUUACACGUAAUCCAUUGCAACAGCUGGCCGAAGGACUUCAUCCCGGUAGAUAUGACCGUCAAUUCUAUCCUCGCUUCUACGUGGGAUGUAAUAAUCAAUCAAAUAGACGCCCGAGAAGCAGUGGUCUAUAAUUAUGGGAGUUCCAUCGUAAAUCCUAUAACGCUGCAUAGAAUGCAAGAGCUCGUAGAAGUAGAAGCGUAUGAGAAACCGUCGGACAAAAUGGUGUGGGCGUACUUUUGCUCGAUCACCUCAUGCGUGUACUAUUUCUACUUAAUGGACAUGCUGACUCACUUGCUACCGGCACUGAUCAUCGACGGCGCGUUACUGCUGCAAGGAAAGAGACCAAAGGCACUGCAGGCAUACUUCCAGUUCCGAAAACAAUUGAACUUCUUAACCAAGGGUUUAACCAGUAAGCAGGUUAUUAAUUGUCAAAAAUCAAAGAAGGUUUGGAAUCGCCUGAAUCCCGUGGACAGCGAUUUAUUCUUCUGCGACAUCCGCAAUCUCGACUGGGACGAGUUCGCCGAGACCUUCUGGCUGGGAAUGAGGCUCUUCAUCCUGAAGGAUCCUUUGAACACCGUAGAGUCGGGCAGGAGUAAAUUUAAAAAAUUGAGAAUCUUCAAUAUUCUUACCGUGACAGCGACUUUUCUGAUCUUCCUGUACCUCGUAAACAGAGUCACAGGGAUAUUGUCCAUACUGUGCUGAUCUCCGUCUAAAAUGUCUCUAUACUACGUGCAUCCUACGUAUAUCAAUCAUAUUACAUUAAUGUAUUGUAAUAACAUCAAUAUACGUAUAGGCACAGCAACAA